AUGGACUUUCGACCGUCGCGUUCGAGUUUCCAUGAUUUUAGAGAUCGCCGUGCUUUCGUCAGAUCUUCAGCCGCUAUGCCCGAGCUUUCUUUUGCUUCGCACGGCCCGUUACCUAUAGCUUCUCGAUCUAACAUGAACACUGCUCCGCCACCACUGCCUCCACCGCCAAGCAUCCCCGACCUGGAGAACGGGUAUGACGCUGGCUGGCAUCACGCAAACUCGGAACCUUCAACUUCUCUCCCACCUAUCCAAUCCAAUUCUAGCUUAUUAGGCGGCCAUCGACUACCCGAGACUGCGUCACAGGGUGAUUCUAUGCAAAUCGAUGAGUGUGAGGGGAGGCAGAGCGCCCCCAUUUUGCGAAGCCCCGAAGCUCAGAUUAACAUUGAGCCGCCUCCAGUCACGGAGGGAUUACCAAGUUUAAUGUCGAUCAACACGAAUCUGACAGGUCCAGUCCUGAGUGGCGAACGCGACUUUUCCCUACGGAGUGUGAAAGACUCGUCAAAUGCAUACGAUCAGCAUCUACUAUCAAAAAUCGGAAAGCCCCUUUCACCGCGGGGAUCUAUCAGUCUAGGAACAGAUAACCGAGGUUCACAAUCUGCACUCACCGUUCCAUCCGUUGCAUCACGAUGCUCCAGCAAUCUCCCAUCCCCAGGGCCAUCAGAAGGAGCAACACUCGAUGUGAAAUGGUUCAACAGCCCUCAAUCAGGAGGCGUUUCGCCCAGGACGAAGCCCGGGUGGCGAGAACAUAUCGAAGGCCGAAGCCCAAGUGUGGAAAGCAAUACGCCAUCAACAGCGCUGGACUACGACCAGGGAUCAAUGCGGGAUAUUGGGCGGCAGCGGUAUCGAGGAACGACACCAUCGCGGGAGGAUAGCAUCAGUCUACCGAGCCGAUCGAACCGCGGAAGCUAUGACCAUGGCGUGUUUUCGGAUAUUGAGGGGGAGUUCUCGACCGAUGAACCGGCGCCACCGCGCCAAUUCAUUCUCCGAGAACCCACUCCACCGUAUCCGGAUUCAAGGCAGGGCAUGAAGCGAAGGGCUUCGUCGCCUCCGCGGGAACCCAUGAGCGAUGAGAGGCAUACGCUGCAUGUUACCACGAGUAAUGGCGAUUUGUCGCAGAGAAGGACGAGCGGUCAUCCAUUCACGAAUACGCUGUCUGUUAACCCCAACUAUCCCAUCAGCCAGCGAACGCUCUCGGCUGCUUCGUCUUUAAGUAUCCGAACAUCGGGUUCGUAUUCGUCUACGCUAUCCAUUGGGGGUAGCAGCAUGACUAGUCUUUCGCCGUAUGAUCAACGAUCACCCGGUGGUCUUUCCCCAAGCUCCGAUCUCGAUACCUAUCACGAAAAAUCGAUCCUCAACCCUAGUUCUCCUGCAGCACUGGUUCAGCCAACAAUUGCACGGGGUCUUCCUGGACCAGCAUCCCUCGAGCCGCCUACAACAGAUGCCACCGGUAAACUGUCUGUACCAACAACGAUCUUAAACAUUCCAAAGCCCCCAGCAUCAAAGAUCGGCGGCCUAUUCAUUUGCGACUGUUGUCCAAAGAAACCCAAGAAGUUCGACAAUCCAGACGACCUCCGCUCCCACGAAAUGGAAAAGCAAUACGCAUGCGCCUACUGCAACAACCGCUUCAAAAACAAAAACGAAGCAGAACGCCACCAAAACUCCCUUCACCUCCGCCGCCACUCCUGGUCCUGCGCAGCUCUUGUCUCCUUCCAAGCGGCAUUCCACGCCUCAGGUGCACAAUCAUGCCAAACCAAUGCCGGCUCUUCACACGAUACAUGCGGCUACUGCGGCGAGGAAUUCCCUAAUUUCCCAUCUCCCGAUUGGGAUGCCCGCUUCGAGCAUUUGACUACUGUGCAUAAGUACGGCGAGUGCAACAAUGCCAAGAAGUUUUUCCGGGCCGAUCAUUUCCGUCAGCAUCUUAAGCAUAGCCAUGCUGGGACUAGUGGAAAGUGGACUAAUAUUUUGGAGAAUGCUUGUAUGAAGGAGGAGCAGCCUGAUAAACCGAGGGAUCAGAGUGGUGGGGGGUUGUCGUCGAAUGCUAUUUCCGAGGUUUUGAGUGAACAGUGA
Molecule: messenger RNA, 2067 nt
Organism: Penicillium antarcticum
Lineage: Eukaryota; Fungi; Ascomycota; Eurotiomycetes; Eurotiales; Aspergillaceae
Gene: znfA
Product: putative C2H2 finger domain protein
Exons: 3
Coding region: 1-2067 (688 amino acids)
Source: RefSeq, a predicted model, not a curated record